Molecule: messenger RNA, 177 nt
Organism: Entrophospora sp. SA101
Lineage: Eukaryota; Fungi; Glomeromycota; Glomeromycetes; Entrophosporales; Entrophosporaceae
Source: the annotation of a GenBank genome assembly
AUGGUAAAAUUAAUUCCUAAUUCAAUAAAUGAUGAAGAGGAUGAGAAUGGUCAUACAGAAUGUAUACGUAAAGAAAGGUUAUGGUUAGAAACGAAAAAUAGGAAAAGCACACAAGAUGAUAGAACACCUACCACUACAUUCUAUGCUGACGUAAAAUUGAUUUUUCUAGAAGAAUAA